Molecule: messenger RNA, 2494 nt
Organism: Ahaetulla prasina
Lineage: Eukaryota; Metazoa; Chordata; Lepidosauria; Squamata; Colubridae
Gene: PDE6G
Product: phosphodiesterase 6G
Exons: 3
Coding region: 1448-1711 (87 amino acids)
Biological process (GO): positive regulation of epidermal growth factor receptor signaling pathway; visual perception; positive regulation of G protein-coupled receptor signaling pathway
Cellular component (GO): photoreceptor outer segment membrane
Molecular function (GO): cGMP binding; 3',5'-cyclic-nucleotide phosphodiesterase activity
Source: RefSeq, a predicted model, not a curated record
UUGAAACAGUUUAUGUCCCGGAUGUGAGGGAUCUGUAAAUACUUUCACAGCCCUCUUUUUGACUCGUGCAGUAUACAGGCCCUCAAUGGACGGCAGGUUGAUAGCAAUUGUUUUUUCAUAUUUGCCAGAUGAAUUGUUGGAAUCCAUGAUUUCUGGCAUUUUACCCUGAAAAGGUAACAUUGCUUUUGCAGGACUGAAUUUAUCAGGAUGGGUGACAGAACAGCUUUGAGAAAAUUAAUAAGAGCUGAUGAAACAAACCAAGAAAAUCCUUUUCCAUCCUGGGAACAAGCCUAAAACUACUUUAGGGGGAGUGGAGCACUCUAAUCAGAUUAGCAUCUUUUCAGGGAUUUGAAUAUGAACCUGAGAAAUGUCACCCUGGAUGAGACUAAUGUUGUUUUAUCCCAUUGUUCUAUCUGGACGGCAGCCAAUAACCGGUGCUAAAUUGCCCAAAGUAAAACCCCUGGAUCUGCUGAGGAUGUGUCUCUGCACCAAAGCAAAUGCAAGGAUUCAUCAAACCCAGUCUUCCUCCAGAAUGGUGCCCAAUAGCGCACAUCACACACACACACAUACACCCCUCUGUCAGCUGCCAGUAUUGUGCCUGGCAAGUGGACUGUCUGCACAGUGAUUUUCAGUAACAAGUUUAGCAUGGAGCUCUGGGGAAAUAUUCUUCUACUGUAGUAUCUUACUGUUUUGUUCCCCUCAUUUCUAGUGAUGGAAACAGAAAGUAUUAGGUGAUUGCAACGCAACAAGCAAAUGCUCAAGCAAACCAGAUCUUAGCAGUGCCAAGGAAAGAAACCAGAUAUUUUCUGGAUCGCAGCCUGAUAUUUUCCAAUUGGCUCUAAAAAUUUAGUGUUUUCAGAAGAACUGGUACUUCAGCCUUAGAGUUGCAUAAAUAGACCCCCUCCCCCCACAACCAAAGUAUGUACAUCAGACCUUCCUAGUCACAUAAUUAAAGCAGUACAUCACCUGAAAGCAUCUCCCACAGGGACAGAUCCUAUGAAGUAGGGACGAUUAUGCAAUUAAUUGUUAUUUCAUUACGUAAUCUUAGUGCAUGGUUAAAUGAACUUCUCUGUUGAUUUCUUUUGUCCAGGUCUUAGAAUCAUUGAAAUCCUUGAGUCCAACCUUCUGAUUAGCGCAGGAGUCCAAUUUAAAACAUCGCAGGUGGAUAGUUGCUUAGCUUCUCCUUCAACACAUUCAGUGGAUGAAAUGAAUGACAUCCAUCACCUCUCAGUUGAUUUGCUCUGACUGUUCUGAUGUUUAAGUGGGUUUGCCUUCUAGCAAUAUAUUCCCUGAGGAAAUGCAAACAGAGUUUAUCGGUGACAUAUUUCAACUGCAUCUAAUGAUAGACUCCACGAUUAUUUUUUAUUUUUAUUUUUUAUCUAACAGAUUAAAACCCACCAGACUCAGGAGGGCUUUUGUUCAAAAGUGACAUUCUUUCAUCCCAGCCAUGAACCUUGAAGUUCCGAAACCAGAAUUCAAAUCUGCCACCAGGGUGACUGGGGGGCCUGUCACUCCUAGGAAAGGCCCUCCCAAAUUCAAACAGAGACAAACCCGGCAGUUCAAGAGCAAGCCACCGAAGAAAGGUGUUCAAGGGUUUGGUGAUGACAUUCCUGGCAUGGAAGGCUUGGGAACAGAUAUCACUGUGAUCUGUCCCUGGGAAGCUUUCAGCCACCUGGAGCUGCAUGAACUGGCACAAUAUGGUAUCAUUUGAAGAUGUAGAAGCCAGAAAUAGGCCGAAUAUAUGCCUUUCAUUCAGCAAGCAAGAACAGUUCAUGAGCAUUCACAUUCCUAGCUCUGCAAAUUCACUCUCCCAGUAGCAGCCUGUUGGGCCCUAUAGCAAUUGCUCACUAAAAUAAAAUCCAAGUGAAUAAAUCUUAGGCUUGGUUUCAUACUAUGGUUCCUGCAAGGAUUUCCUCCCCUCCAAUUAAACAUUUGCAAAAAAAAAAAGUCACAAUGAACCAGAGAAAUGACUUCCUUUUAUACGCAGUAAUGUUGUGUCUUGCCCGCCCUCAGAGCAGCCAGGGCCUUCUUAUCUGCUCCCGAACACGGAGGAAUGUAUGCCUCCCGGCCCCAGUCCUGGCUCCAUGCCCAGACAAACUGCAGAAGAAGGAGCACCUCCCUGCCCCAGCCCUGACUCCAUGCCCAGGCAAACGGAGCAGCUAGACCCCUCCCCCUCCUCCACAGCAUGUGAGCCUGAGGAGGGUUUAUUACCAACAGCUGAUUGGAGUGAUCCUCGCAUCAGAAGAUUGGAUAGGCGGAGGCAACAGAAGGAAGGGAGGGGCAGGCCUUAAUGAGUGCUAAGUCAUGGAGCCACACCCCAUGGCCUAUAUAAAGGAUCUGCUUUCUGGCAGUCUCUGAGUCAGGCAAAAGUCGAACUUAUCUUGCUGAAGUCACUUACUGGUCUCCUGCCUGCUCUGAGGACUUUGCUAGGACUUUGGGCAGAGCUGCAGAGGCAAGCCUGAUUCGGAUUUCCCUGACCCGGCCGUCAGCGGAG